Messenger RNA from Neocloeon triangulifer, 2849 nucleotides. RefSeq lists its product as uncharacterized. The transcript has 16 exons. Lineage: Eukaryota; Metazoa; Arthropoda; Insecta; Ephemeroptera; Baetidae. Bases 262 to 2553 code for a protein of 763 amino acids. The record is from RefSeq and is a predicted model, not a curated record.
GGCAGCCCAGGCAGAGCUGACAGACGAAGAAAGCAGACUAGUUUCUGCGAAUAGCAUUGGAGCUUGCGAUUUUUGUGUUAUUUUUAAUAAUUCGUCGAUGCAGCGAUGAACGAACAUCAAAUUCGUCCACUUUGCAUUCGUUUGCAUGAGUAGAAAAGGAUCAAACCAGGAUUUUUCUAAGCGUACCGCUGAUUUUCAUCAUUCACCAGCCAUUUUAGAUCUUGGAAGAUUUUAAAUUUCUACGGCCUUUCAGCGACAAUCAUGCCGGAUUCGCUAUUAUUUGCCGAGGCUAACAAAGCCUUUUUCAGCAGGCAGCUGAGCCAAACCUCUCAACUAAGCGAGGCUCUGAGCACCAGCAGCGAAAGAAAGUCAAUUUCACAAAAGAGCAAGAAAAAGCCAGAUCAAAUCGAUGUUGCCCUUGAAAAGGAAGGCCUCUGCAGGAAACUUAUGCCUCGAGAUGGAAGCACCAUCUUCCGAGCUGUUUCUGAUCAGCUCUAUGGCACUCAAGCUUACCAGAAGGAAGUUAAGGAGGUCAUGCUGCUUUACUUUUAUGAAAAGCACGAAGAACUUGAACAGAUCAUCAGCAAUUACCAAAACUGCAACACUUUCAUUGACUACAUCACCCACAAGAUGGUGUGUGCUGUUGAGUGCUGUUUUAGGACUGGAAUUCAUCUUUACGAUGAAUCAGGCAAUGCUAUUUUCUAUGAAAGUGCCUCCUCUGGGGAGGAGAGGAGCAAAAAAGUCAUUAAACUGGCAGUCGAUAGGCAGCUGUGCUGGGACAGUGUCUAUCCCGUUGACUACUUCAAAGUUCAAGGCAUCUGCCAGUCUUUGCUGUACGAAUGCCUUUAUGUAAACGUUUUCAAUCUGAAGAAUGUUUUCUUUGCUGUUGAAAUGAUGCUUGGAAAGCCAAAGAAGAAUUUGCAGCAGGCAAGCAAAGUCAAUCCUGACAAAGAAACCAUGCUUUCUUUGCUCACCAACAAAUUCAAAGAUUCUGACUUGACGCUGGACCUAAAAGUCUUGAUUGACAUGGGCAUACCACCUUUCCCUUAUAAGGUUGCUAAGAGCUUGAGUCCUCUGGUGUACAGAAAUACUGAAUAUGACGUCUGCGCUUCUGCCAAAAGUCCCAACACUGAAAACAUAAGCAAAAACUUCCUGUUCGAGGGUUGCAAGUGCAUCAUUCACAAAAGAAGCAACUACAGAUACUACGGCUAUGUGCAGCGGCUGUUCCCUGAGCUGGGCAAAGCUGUAGUUUUUGUUGAGCAGCUUGGAGAACUGUGUGAAAUUGCAAUUGAGCUAAUAGAGCCUGUGAUAGCUGCCAAAAAAGCAACUAGGCGAAGGAAAAGCAAAUAUGGCAGUCGAAGGUAUAGCUCUGUGUCUAUGGACAGCCACAUGUCAGAUGACGAGGGUGACGUUGACGUCUUCGAAGAAGAGCCUGUGGAGAUGGAUGAACACUUCUUCAAGAAUGCAGCUAAGAAAAUUAAAAGUCUGACUUCUGUUGACGAAGGAUAUAGUGAAGCAGAGCCUACUGAGGAACAAAUUCCUGCAAUUAAAAAGGCUGUGCCGGAGGAGCUGCAGCUGUGUGCUCCUGCCAAAGAUAACUGGCAAGAUGACCAAUUGACUGGAGUAGACAGUGUUUCUCAGUACCUUUUGUCUGUGUAUGGGCCGCAAAAUAUGGCUGUGGUACCAGGUUAUCCUGGUUUAGUAAACAAAUCUGCUCUGCCCUCCUACGAAAUGGAUGGAAGUGAUUUGAAAAUCUGGGAUGUAUCAACUCUUCGAUUUUUUUACAACUUGGGCCAAAGGCAUUUCCAUGCUGCUAUGUACAACCUGUUCCUUGAGCAAGAUCUGGUCUGCCUGGUCACCCUUGACCCUCUGACUGCCACCAGCAAUUACAAUGCACACUUGCUCUCUCCUGUUUUGAAAAAUGGGAUGAAAUACCCUCUCUGCAUAUAUGCAGGGGAAAUGAUGGUGACUGGUCAACACACUCAAUUAAACGAAGAACUCAAGGAUGUUUCUUCCAACUUCAGUGGUAUCAACGGCGAUGUAGGCAGCGCCGAAUGGAAGGAUGACAUUGAAAAGACGUUCGAAGAUAUCUUGCAUGGAAAUCCAGCAUGUUUAAAUGUGAUAGGCUGGGAAAAGUCAGGAGUUUGCAGAACCUGCAUGUUUUACUACUUUGGAAAGUACUUUGCUCACUACCCUCGCUCGUUCCCAUUCCCUGUGAACCUUUGCUGCCAGCCUUCCAUGCACGAAGAUGGCAGCGACUUGCCUUUUGACGAUGCCUUCUCAAUCAGAUAUUAUUACAACCUAGGCAUUAGGAACCACCAAGCAGCUGAGUUGUCUUUCCUUCAUCAAAAUGGGACCAUUUCCUUUGAUACACUUUUUGGCACCUUUGGCGAAGAGCAAGAUGAUUUCAAUGUUUCUUGUGCCAUUCACAUGAAAUUUGGGAGACAAGUCUGCAAUAUGUCAGAGAAUAUUUCCUGCACCACCUACAACAAGUAUAGAAGUGCCUUGGAAAGGCAGUUUGUCUACAUCGUGAACAAGAAAAUACAAGGAUAAAAGGUGCAAAUCGCUCAAGACUAGAGUCAAAUCGCUCAUCGUGAUAUUUCUUUUAUCAUUAAUUUGAAAUCUUGUGAACACUAAGACAACUAAAACUAUUACAAUUUAAUUUUCUAGCUUGUGCCAUAAAUUUGGCAGCAAUUAAGGAAUUAAGCCAUAAUUUUUAUCAUUUAAUCUUCAGUUUCAAUAUUGUUUUAAAUAUUAAAACAAAUUUUCAUUUUAAAGUUUAUUUUGGCCAUAGCCUUAUUUAUGAAUGAAAAAAACAUUCAUUGCGUGAUUUUAAAGCGUGUAAAAUA